Molecule: messenger RNA, 840 nt
Organism: Penicillium verhagenii
Lineage: Eukaryota; Fungi; Ascomycota; Eurotiomycetes; Eurotiales; Aspergillaceae
Exons: 1
Coding region: 1-840 (279 amino acids)
Source: RefSeq, a predicted model, not a curated record
AUGGCUUUAUCCGACACCUCACCCGCGGUCGUCUAUUACGACAUCGCAUUCAGCCAGCCAUACGAAAAAUCAACUUCAGCCCCCAACCCAUGGAAGGCGCGCUACGCCCUAAACAUGAAGGGAAUAUCCUACAAGACAACCUGGGUCCCAAUGCUAGAAAUCUCAAAUAUCCGCCAAAAAGUCGGCGCACCGGCAUGUCGCAAGUUCGCCGAUGGAACCGACUACUACACUCUCCCCAUGCUUACCGACUCAACUACCAAUGCCGUAGUCGGUGACUCCUUUGAUAUCGCUCUCUACCUGCAAAAGCAGUAUCCCAAUUCUGGAGCUUGUGCGGAUCUAUUCGCAGCCCAAAAACUUGAUUUCAAAUACGCACUUCAAACGCCGUUGAUGGUGCCCCUCUCGGAGCGCGAUGAGGGUGAAUUCGGCGAAUAUGUGCGAUUUAAUACCAACAUUGAUGCUGCAUUUACGGCGCAUGUGCUUCUAAUGGCGGGCGGAAUGCCAUUCGAGCAGUCACAGAUGGAGGGGAUUCAAGCGGAGUUUGCGAGACGGUCUGGGGGUGCGUCCUCGAAGAACUUUUCUUUCGGAGAGGAGGAUAGGGUGAAGAUGAUGGUUUCGUUUCGGGAGGCAGUUGCUGAUUUGGCCACACUGUUGAAUCAGGACCAGAGUGGGCCGUUUAUCCUUGGGCACCGAUCCAGUUAUGCGGAUUGCAUCGUUGGGGGGUGGUUGCGGAUGAUGAAAGUGACUUUGCCUUCUGCUGAGUGGGAAGAGGUUAUGGGGUGGUAUGAUGGGGUGUUUGAGAGAUUGUAUCUGGGUCUAGAGCAAUUUGCGGAGGUGAAAUGA